GCCCAGUGAACUACCAGCUGCCUCAAGUCAAUAAACGAAACUGAACUUUCCUAACCGACCGUCUUCCUGCUUUCAGAACCGGCCGUGCGGUACCAAACGGGACACGACCUAAAGUGUUGAUACUAAUUAAGUCAACUGUAGUCUCAGUUUCACCAUGUCUCAUCACAGAGUGAGUGUGUUUGCUGUCGCUUUGUCUUUCACUUACUUCUGUGAAAACUGGUGCUUGUUUAGGAGUAGAGCUAGCUAAGCUAACUGAGAGGCUGAGAGUUUCAUUAGUGGGUAAACGGACCACCUGUGAUGGGAGCUGGGUUAAUGGAUAAACUUUUAAUCUUAAUCAGCGUCAAACUACUUCUUUAUGCAUAUUGUCUAUAUAAGAUGAAUAUACAUAAUUUUUAACACUUUCUUUGUGACAAACUUUGAAAAUAGUUGUCGACUAUGGUUAUCAGUUAAAUUAUGUAGGGGAGAGUGGGUUAAGUUGAGCCAAAUGGUAAGUAGAGCCACACCCUGUUGCUUGGAAAUGGUCAAAGAAAUUGAUCAUGUGACCAAAUAUUUAGGAGAUGGGCAUCAAUUCAUGGAGUCUUUGAAGGUUAGAAGAACAUGGGUGAAGGGGUUAGACAUUUAUUUACAAAAACAUUUUUCCCGCUUGAAAGUGAAUUUAGUCUGUCAUAAGUUUUAUUAGAAUUGUGUUCAGACCAAAAAUUAUCAAUUUAAAUUUGUUUUAUACAUCAAUUGUUGUAUCUAUGAGCUACAACGUAAAGGUCAAAAACGUACCAUAAAAGUCCACCAUUUUAGAUUAGAGGACUAAUAAAGUCAUAAUAGUAGUUCUGGGGUAAGUUGAGCCAGUAGCCCAAACUUAGAAAGUAAAUUUGUCUGAUGACAAAAUCAGAGUUUUAGUUCAGAUUGUUGAAAUGUUUGACUUUUUCUUUACAAAAAUACAGCUGUGAAUGUUCUGAUCACUUAAAGGAAUUCUCAUGUUAAAAUGGCUUUUUACAAAACGGCUUUUUAGAAGUUAUAUGCAAUAAUAAUAAUAAUAAUAAAAAGAAUUUGUGUACCUGUUGAAUAGCUUAUAAUAGAUAAAAAUACACAUGAAUGUGAAGAAGUGACUGUUAUUUAGGGGGAGAGAUGGUGACUUACCCCAUACACGGGGUAAGUUGACCAUAGGAGACCACUUUUUUUGGCAUGCUAUAUUAUCAAGACAGUUAUGUUUACACUCAUUCUGUCGGUUUGCAGGGAUGCACAAUAUCUUGGAAUAUAUUAAGAUACACUAGUUAGAGACAAAACUAUGAUUGCUUUGAUGUAGUGAUCCGAAAUAUGAAAAAUGGUUAAUCUGACCCCACUCCCCCUACAGUGAAAUUUUGAGCAUUUAUUUUAACAUCUUAAUUCAUACAUACAAGUUACUGAAUUUGUGAAAGAUUCAUUUUCAAUGUCCAUGUAGAUUCUCAUUCAUCCAGGUCAUGGUUAUCUUGAAGACUUAAAACGGGCAACUGGACUGUGUAGGAACAGUCUACACAGUCCAGUUGCCCGUUUUAAGUCUUCAAGAUUCAUUUUAAAUUCAUGCUUAAAUUGUCUUUUUUUCCCUACAGACUCCAGACCCCAGAAGGGAACAGUUUAGGAGGUAUUUGGAGAAAACUGGAGUCGUUGACAGUCUUACUUGUGGUAAGAUAUUUUUUAGGGGACUGUUUUUUCCCCCCUCUUGACUUUGUCCUUAUUUACAACAUUUUAUGGAAUACUGUCUGCAUAAAAGUGAUAUUUUAGUACUGAGAAACACACUUUUUUUAUGUGCAGCAUGAUGAAACAACACAUAAAAUGUGCAAUAAAACCUUAAAUCAAACAAAACAAUGAGUUUAUGUCUAUGCUAUAUUUGUUCAUUUUUGAUAAGAUGCAUUUUUGUGUUUGCACAGUCUAACUCUGAUGAAAACUACUGAAAAUGUUGCCCUCAUUCAGUUUUGUUAUCAUAUUAAAUACCCACCCCUGUCAGUGAUUCCUUCAUUUAUGUGCAGUAAACUAAAGCUUCUUUUUCUUUCUUGGAUUUCAGUUUUAGUGGCGUUGUUCGAAACUCAAGACAAACCGAGCAAUGCCCUGGAGUAUCCUUGAAUGUGCGUACAACCAGACCAGGAUGUGGUUGCAGGAAGUCUCUUGGUCAUCUCAGAGAGAGUUAGGCUUAAUGUUUAACACUCAAGUCUAUACUUUUAUUGAGGGGUUGUCCCAAUCAUGAUCUGAACUAUUGAGAUUGGGAAUUUGAGUCUAUUAUCGUACACUGAUCAUUAAUGUCAGCUGAUGUAGAAAGAGCGCAUUUGGCAGCAGAACAUGAAGACACAAGUAGGGAGCAAGGAGCUAGCAUUAGAGCUGCAUUCAAUGGUACCAAUUCAAACUAGCUUUGCAGACACUAAGAGAAGGCAAUAGAGGAUUUAUAUGUCUUUGGAGAGAUGAAGGGAGUUGGACUUAUGUGACCUGUACCCCAAGAGCCCUGAAAUGCAUUCUUUCUCAAGAGCAGAGCACUGACUAGGGAAUCAAACGAUGAAAAAUACUCUACUACAGACUGUAGAAAGCCUGGUUAAGACUGACACACUGUUCUCAAGUGAGGCUUCUGUGGAUCCUGGCAUAUAAAGAUAAGAGAGUCUUGUUAAUAAUGUGAUUUUGAAAUUAUGUUAUGCAAGUAUCAGAUCAGGAUUAGGUAUCGGCUGCUAAAGUGUUUAAAAUUUUCAAGGAGGCAAAGGUUUGUUGUGGAUCCUUUAACCAGCCCCCCUUUCAGAUUUGUAAAGCAACAUCUGGGUGCUGCUGAUGCAGCAAGUUUAGAAGACACAGAAGCUCUGCAGCAGGAGGUGCGUGACCUGAGGCAGAGGUGUACACGUCUGGAAGAGGAAAACAAAGAUCUCAAGACAAGGGUAAGCUUUGUCUAGCUUUCAUAUUCACAGCAUACCAAUCAGUUAUUGUUGUUUUUUAUCCAUGAUGUAUUUGUGGGAAAAGAAAAAGAAAAUUGGUGAAAGUUUGAAUAUAUCCUAUAAGACUGCAUAGCCCAUUUCAUUGGAGAUCCCUCAUUCAGAUUUGUCUAGUUCUUGCUUUUCUGUCCAUGAUUUUUGGACAUUAUAAUAAAUUAAAUUAAUGUAGAUAUUGUCUGUUUUUCCAUCUCUCCAGCUUCAGCGUUACGAGUCUGCACCAGAAGAUGGAGCCACGGCUGACUAGACCUGAGUCGAGCUCGAGGUCGCUUCAUAUAUUCUUUAGUUUAUUUAUACUCCUGUCACUUUAAAUCUGAAGAGAAGAUACUGUCAAUUGAAACCUAACAGUUUCAUGUCGCUGUGCUGUUUUGUAUUGUAAAUUAUAGUGUCUUUUUUGUUCCUCAGAAGUUGAAUUAUCCUCUAUGUUUACAUGAAUAUGUUUUUCAUGUUUGUUUAGUUAUUAGAGUAUAUUUAUGAUCCAAAGUGCCUCCCACAUGAUUGCAUAAUGGGUUCUUACUAAAGAGGAAGUAUGGAGUACACUGAAAAAUAGCUUAUGAAUGAUUAUAAUUUUAUUUUUCUGUUAUAAAAGCACUUAGCCAAGAUCUGUGUUGUAACAUGUGACAAAUACACAUGCUCUUUUUUUUAAAGGUAUGCUGAAGGUGGAAAGUACUCUUAAAUAAAGCACAGCAUUGUUCUAAGUUAC
This is a messenger RNA of Xyrichtys novacula (pearly razorfish), 3639 nucleotides long. The record is from the annotation of a GenBank genome assembly. Lineage: Eukaryota; Metazoa; Chordata; Actinopteri; Labriformes; Labridae.